This is a messenger RNA of Engraulis encrasicolus (European anchovy), 5235 nucleotides long. RefSeq names its product calphotin. Bases 384 to 3947 code for a protein of 1187 amino acids. Gene Ontology annotation, cellular component: plasma membrane. Gene Ontology annotation, biological process: protein localization to plasma membrane; integrin-mediated signaling pathway; T cell receptor signaling pathway. The record is from RefSeq and is a predicted model, not a curated record. NCBI's taxonomy places the organism in Eukaryota, Metazoa, Chordata, Actinopteri, Clupeiformes, Engraulidae. The transcript is spliced from 19 exons. Gene Ontology annotation, molecular function: protein binding.
GUGAAUGCAAGACGCGGAUGAUUCCCUUUGCUCGCUUCUUUUCAGACCAACGGCGGGACCUGUCUGACUGGGUGAACAAUUCCUUCCAUUUGCACCUGAAUAUCGCCAUCUCACCACUCACAUCGAAACCGCGCACUUCGCUCUCAUGUCAGCGUGGCGCAGCUCCUGGACUGAUUUUGUUUUUUAUUUAUAACAACAGGUGUCAAACGAGGCACUUUUAGCUCCUUUUAAAAUCUUGAUUUCAUCUCACCUGCAUAAGGUCUGUGGAUUUUGACAAAUGGGCUCGGAUAAAAGUUUAUUUUUGGAGAUGAAAAGUUGAAAAGACAAGACGCUGAGAUUCGUGGAAGAGUGAUUCCUUGACCAUAGUGACCUUGGCGACAGAGAUGGAUGAGGAGGAAGUCCUGGACUUCAAGGCCCUGAGGGCAAAGUUCCAGCAGCAGGAUGCGCUGAAGCUUAUGAGCAGCAAACCUGCCAUUCCGCAGAAGCCCAAAGUCAUCCCCCCUCCCCCCCAAAAUGGCAACCGCGUCGGCCCCGUCAGCCCGUCUCUCAUCUCCGCCAUCAACGCCGCGGUGGAGAACAAAAUGCCCAUCACGCCUCGCGUGGUCUUCAAAGAUGACAACUCCAAGCCGUCAUCCCCACAGUCGCCCUCCCCGCCCAAAGACGUCCCUAUCAAGUUCGACUUCUCCGAUAAGAACCAGAAGAAGGAGGGCGACCUUUUCAAGCAGGCGUUGAAGGACAAGAAGCUGCCCAUGGUGCUCCCGGUGCCCACCCCGUUCCCAGGCCCGGCUCACACGGUCGCGCCCGUAUCUCCUCCACCACAGCCUGAAGUGCCCACCAAACCCCCCACGCCCAAAAAGAAGGGCAUUUUGUUUUUCAAAAGACCUGCAAAGCCUCCAAAGGUCAAGGCUCCACCCAACCCCCCAUCCAACGGCACUGCCCCUGUGGUGAGCGCCCCUGUGGCUCCUAAGCCUGUGCCUGUACCCAUCCCAGUCACCCCUGCCCCUGCCCCAGCCCCAGCCCCUGGCCUUGAGAGCCCUGUUGCUGACACUACAACCCCAACAGCCUCCACUCCUGUGGCACAUAAACAACCUCUCCUCCCUCCCAUCCCUGUUGUUGCUUCUCCACCCCCUGUUCCGGAGCCGGAGGUUCUCCCAGAAGCGGCUGUGUCCGUUCCUGAUGAAGUCCCUGAUGUUCCUGAAGUUCCGGAUGUUCCUGCCCUGGACAUUUCAGCCAUAGACAUCCCAGAGCCGGAGGUCACCGCUGCUCCAGAGGAGCCUGCCAUUCCUAGUCCUGAUCUGGAGGUUCCUGCUGCUGAGAUUGCCGAGGCAGAGCCAGAAGCAGAGGCAGAGGCAGCAGGUGUGCCUGAAGCCACUGCACCAGAUACUCCUGAGGUAGAUAUUCCCAUCCCCGAAAUUGUUGCCGAGGACAUUGCAGAAGAAGAUGCCCUGAUUCCUGACGUUCCCGCCUCAGUUCCCACUGAGGUGCCAGUGGAAGUACCAGCCACAGAGAUCAUUUCUGUGUCUGACAUCCCAGCACCGGAAAUCACAGCAGAUGACGCCAUGUCGGAGGCUUUAGAGUUCUCAGACAUUCCACCACCAAUCAUUCCCCCACCAGAAAUUCCAGACGCGGAGACUCCUCCUGAUCCCGAUCCAGUGAUUUCAGAACCAGAGAUCCCGGAUCCAGCCCGUCAAGAUGUAGACAUUGCCACAUCCAGUAUUUCAGACGAAACUCCAACAAUUGAUCCAGUAGUAGAUGUGAUCCCUACCCCCUCCAUCCCAGCUGCAGCAGACAGCCAAGCUGUGUCUCGGACUCCCUCUCCCUCCCCCUCCGCCGAGGAAGCUGCUCCUCCCACUCCCGAUCCCGAUCCCACCCUCAGCACACUUCCUGAAGAGCUACCCCCGGCACCUGUAGAAUUUGCAGGGGAAGAGGAUGCUGUUCCGGAACCGGAACCAGCUCUGACUGGUGAUGCUGAUGCUACUGCUGCUGCUGUUGUUGCUACUGCUGCUGCUGUUGCUCCAGCCCCAGUAGAAGAGGCCGAGCAGGAGGCUGCCAAGCCCAUGUCUGCUCUCUCUGCGGCCCUGGAGAGAGCAGAGGAGGCGGCGCCGGUCCCUGAGAAACGCAUCGCGCCCAGCGACCAGAGAAUCCUGAACCUGCUGGAGCGGGCCAAGAGGAAGCACGCGGAGCAGCAGGCUAGCAGGGCCACGGCCUCGGGCUCGUCAUCGUCAUCCACGACGCCCCCGUCUACUUCCCCAGUCCCACCACCCGUCAGCGUGACCCCCGUCCCGGCUGAAACUGUCCUUGCUGACCCCGCCCCAGUCCCAGAUGACCCCACCCCAGAUGACCCCACCCCCUCUGUCAGCCCCACACUCUCAGUGCUCGAGCUCCCUCCAGUCGACUACGAGGAACCGGUCGGGGAAGAUGGGCCUGAACUAGCAGCAGGAGACCAAGGAGGGCAAACGACUCUACUCAACGGUUUCGAUCACAGACAAGUGUCUCCCAUCUUAGAAGAGCCACUGAUGGAGGAGGAGCAGACCGAGGCCUCGGUGUACAGGAAGCCCCUGCCCUCGCUCCCGUCUCUGGGCCCCGCCCCUGAGAAACCUCCCCGGCCCCCCGUCGUGGACCUCAGCCCUUAUGAGGCCAGCCAAGCGGAGGAGCCUCUAGAAGUCAACGGUGAGGUGGCUGCAGCUCCAGAGGAGGAAGUGCUGGCAGCCUCAGAGCUGGAUAACCCAGAGGCCUCUGCAGUGGAAGAGGCUGCGGUGGUGGCGGCUGUGGAGCCUGCUGUGGAGCCAGGGGACGAUGGUGGGGAAGGAGACUAUGAUGACACAAUCAUAGGAGCACCAGCGGACGAGCUGGACUCUCCUACCAGCCAAGAUCCCAGGGCAGCGAGCGGACAGCAAGAGAGCCCUCCUGACAAUUCUGACAAUGUCUACGAGGAUGUGACUACUACGAAUAAGAAGAAAAGCAAAAAACGCAAAGCCCCACCAAAGAAUCCCUACGCUGACGCACAGCCUCCGGCGGAAGAGACGCCCAAAAAGGGAUUGUUCAAGCCCAAGAAAACGAGUGCUGAGAUUGCGGAAGAAAAAGAAAAGAAGAAAAGGGAAAAACAACAAGAAAAGGAGCGUGAAAAGGAGAAAGAACGUGAAAAGAAAGAGCAGAAAGAGAGAGAAAAGAAGGAGAAUGAAAUGAAAAAGAAGUUUAAGAUCACUGGUCAGGAGGAGCCCAUGUACGAGGCGAAGGUCACUGUGCCCAGUAAGGGCAAGAACAACGACCUGCCCGUCAAGAGUGGAGACAUGGUCAGCAUCAUACGCACCACCAACUGCCCCAAAGGGAAGUGGCUGGCCAGAGACAGCACCAACAAAUACGGCUACAUCUGUGUGGGCAGUGUGGAGCUGGACAUUAAGGACAUGCUGGAGCUGGGGAAGAAGGUGGGCAAGAAGGCCAGCCUCACAAACGAAUUAGUGGACGGAGACGUACAGAACCUGGACGGCGGGAUGUCUAACCACUAUGAACUCGAGACUGGGAGCUUUACAGACGAUGAUGAGUGGAAUGAUGAUGAUGAGCAAGAGACUCUCUCUCCCACUGAGAUUACAGCAAGUACUGAGAAUGGAUUAUACAGCACGCUAUCCAUGCUGGAGACAGUGAGCCAGGAGCCAGAGUCCCUGGAGAAUAGCCAUGCUGUCGCUGCAAGCACGGAAGACGUACACGUGCAAGCGCGACAUGAAGCACUUCAUAAACUGGCCACAUUCUUCAAGAAGCCUCCCACUCCUGAGAACCCUGAAGCUGACAUCACCCCAAAACCUGCUGAUGAGCCAAGCACUGAAGCCAGUUUGACCAGCAGCUUUGCAGGGGAAGCUGACCUCGAGGUCCCCGACAUGCUCGUCUUGCCCCCACCAGACCUCUACGCUGAUGUCAUCACCGAGGAGUCCCUCUACUCCUACAGCAACUAGUGUGCCCUAGAGAUGGAUGAACAAAACACACACAGGCACGGAAAAAAAGGAAACCUGCAACUCUGUACUGUGAAUCAUCAUCUGACAUGUCUCUCCUCUCGUGUCUUCCUGUGAUGAAUGGAAAAACAUAUCAUUCAUGACUGAGAUACUUCGAAUGUCACAUGGCCUCCACAAAAACUAAACCCAACCCACUCCUUCAGUCCUGGAGCUGCAUGUACCUUUCCCUCUGCCCUGCAGCCAAGGAGUGCUGCGUUUCUCCAACCACAGCUCCCCACCCCCUAAGAAAGUCUUUUUUUAUUAUUAUUAUUUCUAUUGUUGACAAACCAUUAAAUUUAAAAAAAUAUAUAUAUACAUGUAUAAGCUGAAGUGAACAGCGGCAGGUGCUGGUUCAGAUGAAGCUCUGCUGAACGUGCAUAGCGAUUGUACACUACACUGCACCCCCCAUCCCACUUAUAUGUCUGUGACUGCAUCAAUUAAUUCUGUAUAUCACAGUCUUUUUUUAUUGCUUCUGUUUAUGAAACGUGACAUUAAAAAAAAUGAAAAAGUGAGUGAGAGUGGCUUGUUAGGAUGUAGUUUUCUGAUAACCCGUAUAGCCCCUCUGAAUGCCUUGUAUGCCUGGCGCAUAGUAGAAGUUCUGUGGUGGUGAUGUCUUUUUCUGGUCUGUGCUCAGGAAUGUGUCCCUUGGUUUGUGAAAUGUUCUGUUAUAUUCAGUAAUGCAGCGAUGGACAAUCUAGAUUCAGAAGCUUCAAUCCGGUGCCACAUAUUCCAAACAAUUUGAUUUCACUUGUCCAAUUGCCCUAAUUGGAAAGGUAAAACCAAGUAUUUUGGAAGAUGUGGCACUGGAUUCUAGCUUCUGAAUCCAGGUUGCCCAUCAUUGCAUGUGGUGUGCCUUGUAAAGUAUUUUUUGUUUGUUUGUUUGUUUGUCUUGUUUAAUCUGUCUCUGGUAUAUAAAUAGUGGAAGUGGAAAAAGGAUCUUUUGAAUGAGGAAUUUAAGUUGUAUAUUACAGUUGAGUGUGAAUGCAUGACGCAUGAUCUGGACGUACAGUAUAUGGUUGUGUAAGUAUUAAUAUGUAUUAAAUCACACAACGCCUAUGGUAUAUCUGUCAGGUGUCUCUACAUUAGAUUUAAAGUAGCUUUUGUAUUAAAUAUUGUUCUACACAUUGUUCAACACAUAGUUCUGCACAUCCUCAUGAACACUUUAAAUGCUCGGCAAGUUGUCUUGACAAACUUGUUUGGAAUUUUUAAACACCUGCCUUUGAAGAAUAAAGAUCAAAAUCUGUUACAUACA